AUGAAAAGCAAAAGAAGUCUCAGCAGAAAGAGAAAAAGUGGGAGUUUUAGAUGCUGUUCAAGACUGAACGUGACGAAGAGAAACAGUGGGAUUAGGGUGAGUUAUAGGAAUAUGAAAAUGGUGUCGGAGGAGUCUGUUGCUACGCCGCCGCCUCACCGCCGCUCUCCUGCCACCACCCCUAAGUUCUUUAACUCUUUUGCUAACCGCAUUUUCUCGGACGUUGCUUGUGAUAUUACAAUAGUUGUCGAUGGAGAAUCGUUUCUACUACACAAGUUUCCCCUGGUUUCUCUAAGUGGAAAGAUCCGAAAGCUGGUGGCAAACGCAAAAGACUCGACUCUGUCAAGACUGGAACUCUCUAACUUGCCAGGAGGACCUCAAACAUUUGAACUUGCAGCUAAGUUUUGUUAUGGAAUGAAUUUCGAGAUCACAACUGCAAAUGUUGCACAACUCCGGUGCACUGCAGAGUACUUGGAAAUGACUGAAGAUUAUCGUGAAGAAAACCUUAUUUCCCGUACAGAAUCUUAUCUGAAUGAGGUUGUUUACCAAAGUAUUGAAAAAUCCGUGGAGGUUUUAUCUGUCUGCGAGAACUUGCUACCCAUUUCUGAGGAAGUAGGGAUUCCUGACAUCUGUAUCAAUGCUAUUGCGAGGAAUGCUUGUAAAGAGCAGUUGGUAUCGGGUUUGUCUCGUUUAGAUUGUAACAGUGGACUGUUAGAACUCAAAGAUAGAUGCAUCAAGUGGUGGAUCGAAGAUCUCUCAGUAUUGAGGAUUGAUUUUUAUCGUAGAGUGAUCUGUGCCCUAGGACAUACCGGUGUUCGAACAGAUAGUAUUAUUGCAUCUUUGAUGCAUUAUGCUCAAAUAUUUCUGAAGGGUAUUGGGAAACCCCAAAUUUGGAAUCCGGCAAGGACAAAUACUAGCGCAAUCGAAAAUGGCCAGAAGACUAUUGUUGAAACUCUUGUAACUCUACUACCUACAGAGAAGAGUACAUCUAUUCCACUAAAUUUUUUAUUUGGGAUGUUGAGAGUUGCAAUCAUGGUGGAUACUACCUUAGCCUGCAGGCUCGAGCUUGAAAGGCGGAUUGCUUGUCGACUUGAAAUGGCUCUACUCGAUGAUCUCCUUGUACCGUCAGUUCAGACAGGUGGCUCAUUAUUUGACGUUGACACUAUCCAUCGGAUUCUGGUGCACUUCCUGCAACGUGUGGAAGAGGAAGAGAAUGAAGAAUAUGGAUAUGAAUCAGAAGACAUAAAUUCUUCGAGUCAUGGGUCAAUGUUGAAAGUUGGACGCCUUGUUGAUGCAUAUUUAGCUGAAAUUGCUCCGGAUCCUUAUUUGAGUCUUCAAAAGUUCAUCGACGUGAUUGAGGUACUGCCUGAAUAUGCCCGUGUUAUAGACGAUGGACUAUACAGAGCUAUUGACAUUUAUUUGAAGGCCCAUACCAUGCUGAAUGAAUCCGAGUGUAAGAAGCUAUGCAAGUUCAUAGACUGUCAAAAGCUCUCUCAAGAAGCCUGUAAUCACGCUGCACAGAAUGAUCGUCUUCCAGUCCACAUGAUUGUCCGAGUUCUCUAUUCCGAGCAGCUCCGUUUGAAGAAUGCAUUGUCGGGUAAUUCUGGAGAUGGAUUAUUAUCACAAAAAAUUAGCAGUGGGGUUCCAAGUGCAGCCAUGUCACCCCGUGAUACUUAUGCUUCAUUGAGGAGAGAAAAUAGAGAACUGAAGCUUGAGAUAUCAAGAAUGCGAGUAAGGCUUAGUGAUCUCGAGAAGGAACAAGUGGUUAUGAAACAAGGGAUGAUGGAUAAGUCGAACCAUGGAAGGACUUUGCUAACUUCCAUAUCGAAGGGGAUUGGGAGAAUCGGUAUAUUUGGAGGACAAGCUGGCAGAAAACAACACAAGUCUGGGAGGAAGUCGAGGGCACCAGAAGGAAAAACCGGCAGGAGUAGGAGGUAUUCUGUUUCCUAA
Fraxinus pennsylvanica is the source of this 1947-nucleotide messenger RNA. Lineage: Eukaryota; Viridiplantae; Streptophyta; Magnoliopsida; Lamiales; Oleaceae. The record is from the annotation of a GenBank genome assembly.